Messenger RNA from Syngnathoides biaculeatus (alligator pipefish), 2111 nucleotides. It is a transcript of the gene hars, whose product is annotated as histidyl-tRNA synthetase. The coding region runs from base 375 to 1925 and encodes 516 amino acids. Gene Ontology annotation, molecular function: ATP binding; identical protein binding; histidine-tRNA ligase activity. The transcript is spliced from 14 exons. The record is from RefSeq and is a predicted model, not a curated record. Gene Ontology annotation, biological process: histidyl-tRNA aminoacylation; mitochondrial translation. Gene Ontology annotation, cellular component: cytoplasm; mitochondrion. NCBI's taxonomy places the organism in Eukaryota, Metazoa, Chordata, Actinopteri, Syngnathiformes, Syngnathidae.
UUCAUGAGCCUUCAUCACAGUGUUGCUGGUAUUUGUCGUCGCUCAGGAUAGUUUGACGUUUGAGUUACAAUGGAAGGAAAAACACUGAUCCAAGAAGCGAUUAAAAUCCAAGGUGACGUUGUUCGAAAGAUGAAGGCUGAGAAGGCAACCAAAGAGCAGUAACAGGUUUUCUUACCACUUUUCUCCCGUUCUUCCUGCCUGACCAUUGGUAUCUUGUUGCCGACAUCACAUGACCAUCCACGGAAACUCCUGGCUCCUCGACGUCUCUUUGAAUGGCUUUUUGGGAUGGCGACCAUAAUACCACUGGGUGAUCCACUCCUAAUUUUUGGUUAUUUUUGAUCCGUUUUUUUGUCCUCUCUGCUACUGGAUGAACAAUGUUCGGCAUGUUUGUCUGGACUCGCUCUGCUAUGGUUGGCUUCCAACUUCCAAACUGUCUCCAAUCUCAAUGUUUUUUUAUGGGAAUCACUGUGGCACAGGUUGAUAAAGAAAUUUCCAAACUUCUGAAGCUGAAGGCACAGUUGGAAGAUGAUGGAAAACAUCAGUUUGUUCUCAAAACAGCUAAGGGAACGAGAGACUACAACCCAAAGCAGAUGGCAAUAAGAGAGAGAGUUUUUAACACCAUCAUCAGUUCCUUCAAACGACAUGGAGCGGAAACCAUCGACACACCAGUUUUUGAACUAAAAGAGACCCUAACGGGCAAGUAUGGAGAAGACUCCAAGCUCAUCUAUGACCUUAAAGACCAAGGAGGAGAGCUGCUUUCCCUCAGAUAUGACCUCACCGUACCAUUUGCUCGCUACCUGGCGAUGAACAAGAUCACUAACAUCAAGCGCUAUCACAUUGCUAAGGUCUAUCGCCGAGAUAAUCCUGCUAUGACCCGUGGACGCUAUCGAGAGUUUUACCAAUGUGAUUUUGACAUUGCCGGGCAGUAUGAUAGCAUGGUUCCAGAUGCAGAGUGCUUAAGGAUUGUCUAUGAAAUUCUAAGUGAGCUGGACCUUGGGGAGUUCCGCGUUAAGGUCAAUGACAGACGCAUCCUUGAUGGGAUGUUCGCUGUGUGUGGCGUUCCGGAUGACAUGUUCCGCACGAUCUGUUCAACAGUUGAUAAACUGGACAAGAUCCCAUGGGAGGAUGUAAAGCGAGAGAUGGUGAAUGACAAAGGCUUGUCUGAAGAGGCUGCUGAUCAGAUUGGGGAAUAUGUCAGUAUGCAGGGUGGGAUGGAUUUAGCAGAGCGCCUCCUUCAGGACCAGAAAAUGUCUCGUAGUAAGCAAGCUUGUGCUGGUCUGUCAGACAUAAAACUGCUCUUCAGCUACUUGCAACUUUUUCAGGUUACAGACAAGGUAGUGUUUGACCUCAGUCUUGCUCGGGGUCUGGACUAUUACACAGGAGUUAUAUAUGAAGCAGUGCUGUGUCAGGCUGGUGCAGCGUCCUCCCCCGCUGACGUUCAUAAUAGUACUUUUAGUGUUGAAUGUGUUAGUGUGGGGAGUGUUGCUGGAGGGGGUCGCUAUGAUGGAUUGGUUGGCAUGUUUGACCCCAAUGGUAAGAAAGUGCCAUGUGUGGGUGUCAGCAUUGGCAUUGAGAGAAUCUUCUCUUUCAUGGAGCAAAAAGCUGAGGAUUUAGCGUUGAAGAUACGCACAACCGAGGUGCAGGUGAUGGUGGCAUCUGCGCAGAAGAACCUGAUGGAAGAGAGGCUAAAACUUGUCACAGAACUUUGGAACGCUGGAAUCAAGAAGUGCUAUACAAGAAGAACCCCAAAUUACUCAGUCAGCUACAGCACUGUGAGGAAUCGGGGAUCCCCCUUGUGGCCAUACUUGGUGAACAGGAAUUGCAAGAUGGUGUUGUCAAGCUCCGUGUUGUGGCCACUAGAGAGGAGGUUGAUAUUUCAAGAUCUGAUCUUGUCGAAGAGAUCAGGAGGAGGACCUGAGGCCUAAUUCAGCCACGAAUGCAUCUUCUCGGUUCACCCAAACAUGGCACAGUUCUGUCCAGUCUUUAACAGUUAAACAUCUUGUCAACGCAUACUAAUAAAAAUUUGAGUGGGUACACAUGAACCUCACGUUCACCAAAUUAUUUUAGUAUCCAUUUCUCAGUUUUCCCGUAUUUAUAUAUAUAUAUAUAUA